This is a messenger RNA of Drosophila santomea, 1194 nucleotides long. RefSeq lists its product as uncharacterized. NCBI's taxonomy places the organism in Eukaryota, Metazoa, Arthropoda, Insecta, Diptera, Drosophilidae. Gene Ontology annotation, molecular function: nucleic acid binding. Gene Ontology annotation, biological process: DNA integration. The record is from RefSeq and is a predicted model, not a curated record. The transcript has 2 exons. Bases 1 to 1194 code for a protein of 397 amino acids.
AUGCGAGCCAGCGGGAGGAUCUACGACGCAGCGUGUGUGCUAUACAGCGCGCGACGCCCGAUCAUACUGUCUCACGAGGAGGCACUGGCGGAGAUAAUUGUGCAGCAUCACCACGAGAGGAUGUGCCACCAAAAUGUGGAGGCGACUAUUGGAGCGAUCCAGCAGAAGUUCUGGAUUACGAACUUACGGAGGCUGCUACGGAAGGAGAUGAGUAACUGCAAUGUAUGCAAACUACGGAAGGCGCGACCUGCGCAGCCGGAGAUGGGUCCCCUGCCAGAGGACCGGCUGGAGGCCAACGGAUGGCCAUUCAAGUAUACCGGCCUGGACUAUUUUGGACCGCUAUUUGUGACUGUUGCCACACGGAGAAAAGAUUCCUGUAUAAUCGCCAUGAGGAACUUCAUGAGCCGCCGUGGACCGGUGGUCAGGAUAAGGAGCGACAAUGGAAAGAACUUCGUUGGAGCCGAUAGAGAGGCCACGAGGUUCAACGAGGUGUUUGAGCCUGCACGGAUCCAGGGCGAGCUGUCGUCCAAAGGAAUUGAGUGGAUCUUUAAUUGCCCGGCGAACCCAGCUGAGGGUGGCGCUUGGGAAAGGAUGGUGCAGUGCGUGAAGAAAGUGCUGGCGCACACAAUGAAGGAGAUCGCGCCCAAGCAGCACGUACUGGAGAACCUGUUGAUUGAGGCGGAGAGCAUAGUGAACUCUCGUCCGCUCACUCAUCUACCAGUGACGGUGGACCAGGAGGCUCCACUGACACCCAACGAUUUAUUGAAAGGAGUACCCGAUGUUCCGGAUCUUCCCAAAGAUGAUGGACUGGAGUCCAACAGAUGCGUUACCAGGAAGCAGUGGCGCAUAGCAAGAAUAAUGCGGGAUCGAUUCUGGAAGAGAUGGGUGCAUGAGUACCUGCCAACACUUGUGCGCAGGGAGAGAUGGUGCAAGCACGUCGAGCCCAUUCGUCGAGGAGAUCUGGUGUUCAUAUGUGAUCCGGCCAUGCCACGAAGAGAGUGGAAGCGAGGCGUCGUGGAAGAGGUGUUCACCGGGAGAGAUGGAAUCCCUCGUCGAGCGGCGGUGCGGACUAACGAUCGAGCCAAGACGACAAUGCGACCCGCUUCGAAGCUAGCUGUCCUGGACGUGGUGAAUGCGAGAAUAUAUAAAGAAGUAACAGAACAACCACACUUAUUGAUCUUACUCAGGGAAUAA